AUGAACGCUGUCGCCGCCGCAUCUAUCAUUCUUUUCAUCGUCGUUGCAGCUGCCAUCUGUGCGCUAGCGUUGCAGCUGUAUGCCGCGCGUAAGCUAUCAUGGGCGUGGACUGGCCGACGGCGCUCGCGCUACACCUUUGCAUUUGUACUAUCUAUUGCACUUGCGCUACUCGCGGGUGCCACUGCCACAUUGGGCGUCUUGGUAUGGUUGCAAGGAGGGAGGGUUUUAGGAGUUGCCCACGACGUAUGUAGCAUCUGCGCGCAGCUUCUCGCCGGCAGCAUCGCGUUGUUUCUGCUCCAACAGAGGAGCUUCGUUCAGACCCUUUCCCUAUGUUGUUCACUAUUCACACCUACAUGUCUUCGUCUCGUGGGCCUUCUCAUUGCACUGCCUUUGCUCGUUGGGACUGGCUGGGCCAUCGCAGACACCUUCACAGAUGUCACCGCACUCAAGCACAUUCCGACCUAUCUUAUCAUCUCAUUCCUCGGUCCAGCACUUCUUCUGAGCGUUGCGCAUGCUCUUGCCCCGCCAGUGUACGACGAGAGGCACUAUCAGGCAAUGUGGAUCACGCUCGCCCUAUCGCAGGCUGCGGGAAUCGUCGACAUCGUAUUCAGCAUGGUACUGGCUGAGCAGCUCGUGCUGCAAUCGUGGAUGACCGUGGCAUGGUUUGUCGGCACUCUAGCUGCGUUACAUAUAUAUACUACGCUUGAACCGUUGGCUCCGUCCGAAUCUGGGACCGAAGGAGCGGUCGCUCUCCCAAUCACCCCUCGCAUAAUCGUCCACAAGGAGCGCUUCCUUAGCCCUGCGUACAGUUCCGGUCCAGGGCUCAGCGACGCCGACAACAGUCGAGUGCACAAACCCGAAUCACCGAUCACGCCGACUGAAUUGUACAUGUACACCAACGACCCGUUCGCCUCGCCGCCGGCCUCGAUCUCCAUGCACUCCCACCACGACUCGUUCGAAGACUUCGCCUUCAGACAAGAACAACCACCGUCGCGAACCCCCACGCAUCCUAGUCGCAAGCGUUCCGCGAGACACCACUCUGAGCCCGUCAUUCCAACGCUCUCGAUACCCAUCCCCAAACACCGAGAGCGCAGGCCGUCUCCUUCUAUCCUUCGUAACCCCCACAGUUUGACGUUGGACGUGCGGCUGUCAGAGGUGUCGACACUCGUCGGGAGCCACAAAGGCUGA
Molecule: messenger RNA, 1188 nt
Organism: Peniophora sp. CBMAI 1063
Lineage: Eukaryota; Fungi; Basidiomycota; Agaricomycetes; Russulales; Peniophoraceae
Source: the annotation of a GenBank genome assembly